Molecule: messenger RNA, 1095 nt
Organism: Penicillium daleae
Lineage: Eukaryota; Fungi; Ascomycota; Eurotiomycetes; Eurotiales; Aspergillaceae
Exons: 5
Coding region: 1-1095 (364 amino acids)
Source: RefSeq, a predicted model, not a curated record
AUGCAAGAAAUUGGAACGUCCUCUCGCAUUGCAUUCACCAAGAGCAUAGAUCAUAACGAAGAGUAUAUUGAUUCCUUGAUCUCUAAAGUCGACAAUGAUAGCUCAUCUCGCAAGUCAAGACGGCAAUGCAAGAGAAACCCCGUUACGAACCAGCUCCUCGGAUUUACGGACGCCUCCAGCUUCGCCACCAAAACCGCCUCGGGCAGAACCAAGGAAGAGAAGAAAGCGGCAGAUUCUACAGCGUUCAAAAAACGUGCUGAUGAACCUUCGCUCGGUCGUACUGCUGCUGAAGGAACGAUCGAGGAGGGUUGUCAGUGUUCCAAUCAAGAGCCCUUGCCUGGCGACGAUCAUGUGAAAGGUUCUCGCCCUUUGAAUCUCCCGGCCAACGAUUUCUCGUCCUACCAGCCAGACACCUCGUUUACAAUGAAAGCAAUGGCCUCAAUAUUGUUUGAAUGUUUUGUGGUUAAUUUGGGGAUCUCACGAUAUGGUCAUCGAACCUCCAUGGGCCCAACAACGACCGAUCCCGAUAAGAUCCGGAAAUAUGUCGAUGAGAUUGCAGAGUAUAGCAAGGGUUUGCAACAUCGGCACAACGAAACAAUCUUCUGGAAAAUCAUUCUCAAGGGUGCUGCGCUGAUCGAUCAUACAAAGCUGCCGUCCGCGAAAGGCCCGGCUGACGGAUUCACCGUAGCGGAAAAAGCUGCGACCCGAAAAUUCAUGGAAGACGCUGGAUACGGAUUGAGUGCCCAAAACCAGCGACACUGUCGCAAUUUUUGGAAAAACCUAUUCAAAAUGCGUGAAGUCCGAAUUGAAAAAUCCCUCUACUACCGCACCAAGGAAUUCGACAGUUACUGCAAGGGGUAUCCGAAGACCUCAGAAAUCUCCCUCGUUGAUGCAAUUCUGAAGUGGCAGACCGAAUACAGACCCCAUAUUGAACAACUAGAAACACGGGCUCUCAGGCUCGGGAAAGGCGACUAUGCGCGCCUGUGUGAUCUUGAAAAUCCUCAGGUGGUAGAGAGGUUGAAAGUUCGGGAGUCAAAUCCACGGGUUCACGGUGUCCAAGUCUCCUUUUCCUGCAGUCCCCUGAGCCCAUUCUGA